Messenger RNA from Eptesicus fuscus (big brown bat), 1184 nucleotides. RefSeq names its product testis expressed 55 (gene TEX55). NCBI's taxonomy places the organism in Eukaryota, Metazoa, Chordata, Mammalia, Chiroptera, Vespertilionidae. The coding region runs from base 1 to 993 and encodes 330 amino acids. The record is from RefSeq and is a predicted model, not a curated record. Gene Ontology annotation, cellular component: nucleus. The transcript is spliced from 4 exons.
AUGGGCCGCAGGAAGUCUGGCCAAGAUAACCGAAGGUCUUCUGAACCGAUUGACCGCAGGAAGUCUGGCCAAUAUGAGCGGAAGGCUUCUGAACCGAUUGACCAUCUAAAGUCUGCACAAGAUGCCCGGAGGGCUUCUGCACCGUUUCCACACAGAGAGUCCGGCCAAGAGGACCAAGCGCCUUAUGAACUGAUUGACAGCAGAAAGUCUGGUCUGGUUGAACGAAAAGUUUAUGAACAGGUUGAACACAGAUUGUCUGACCCAAUUGGCUACAAAACAUCGGUAAAGACUCACCACAAAGCACAUGACCAAAUUAUUGAACUGGCUGAAGACCAGGCAGCUGAAGACCAAGUUGCUGUCAGCACUCGUCACCCCAGAGUUAUCAUGCCGCUCUACAGUGAGUAUGAAAAGGUUGUAGAUGAAGAUGACAUAGAUGACGACCAGCCUGACCUUGAAGAAAGUGACGAGUCUGAUGGCAGAAUACAUACCAGCAAGAAGGGCAAAGAGGCUGACUCUAAAUUAGAUCGUAAGCAAAAAGACUUCAGAGAUUCCAAGGUUUCAGAUAAAACUAAAUCUGAAAAUGACGCCUUUAUGAAAGCAUUCAAUGCAUUUGAUAGCAAGGUCACCAGUGCUUUACAAACAAAAGACCACAACUUUUCCCCAAGAUUCCCCGCCAUCUCAACUAAAUUGGACUAUGUCAUCAAUCAAGAAAAGAGUCAUAUCAUAGUAACCAAGCCUGAUAAUACUUCAGAAUACCAAGAAGAAAGGAGUUCUGUUCUUCACUACCAUAAGAAGCGAUUUCCUUCUCUGGUAUAUCAAGAUCCUUAUCAAGUUUCACUACAAUACAUGGAGAAACACCACAUUCUGCAAAUAUUCCAGCAGAUCACUGAAAACUUAGUUUAUGAAAAGCCAGAGGACCCCCUGAGUUUUAUGCUGAGCCAGGUAAAGAAAAUGAUAAAAAGCAGAGAGAAAAAUUCAUCCGACCAAGAAUGAAUCUCUUCAACAUUGUUUGCAAUCAUCAGUGUCAAUAUUGUCUGUUUCCUACUUUGAAAAAUGGCUUUUGAAUGGUCAUUACUAGUGAUUCUGCCUAAAUGUAUUCUUAAUUUUUAAGUAAAAAUCUAUAAGGCAUUUUUGUACAGUUUGCAUAACAAUUAAAGAUGCCUUUGGCUAGUCAUACAAAAAUA